Messenger RNA from Nerophis ophidion (straightnose pipefish), 3174 nucleotides. It is a transcript of the gene atf6b, whose product is annotated as activating transcription factor 6 beta. Gene Ontology annotation, molecular function: RNA polymerase II cis-regulatory region sequence-specific DNA binding; DNA-binding transcription factor activity, RNA polymerase II-specific. NCBI's taxonomy places the organism in Eukaryota, Metazoa, Chordata, Actinopteri, Syngnathiformes, Syngnathidae. The transcript has 16 exons. The record is from RefSeq and is a predicted model, not a curated record. Gene Ontology annotation, biological process: regulation of transcription by RNA polymerase II; endoplasmic reticulum unfolded protein response. The coding region runs from base 185 to 2263 and encodes 692 amino acids. Gene Ontology annotation, cellular component: nucleus.
GGUGGGCGUUACACAAAAAUAGGACAUUUCCUCGUCUGUUUGACGCGCAGCUAAGAGCUAACGACAGCUGGCGAAAAGGCGGCGAUAUCAGAGCUAAAAUGGAAGUGAAAGUAAGAUGUUCCUAAAGUGAGAUGCAACAUUCAUUCACGUGUAUGCUAGCUGAGUGCGAAAGCCGCCAGGGACGAUGAGUACGGAUCUUGUAUCGGACGCCUACACGCGUUUCUUCGCCGAUAACCUCCUGACCAGCGAGGACUGGGACGCCUGCCUGUACCGCUGUGACAGCGUGGAAGACGACCAUGACGACCAUGACACCGUUUCCAAGUACGACACGUCGUUCGACAACGACCUGGUGCUCAUGCUGGACGGCGGCGGCCCCUCGUCUCCGUGGCAACACUCGUGUCACGCAGGUGAUGGCAGCAGUCAGGGGAGUGCAGAGCCCAUGGAGUUGUUGUUGCAGGUCAAAUCUGAACCGCCGUCUCCUGCAUCGUCGCCAGGGACGGACCGCUUGCCGUCAUCGCCCGAUCCUCAGCUCCCGGUGAAAAGCGAGAACCCUCCCACUCCUCCCCACAUGUUUGGAGAUGUCAUGUCCCCCCCGCUGGGCUCCGUGGAGGUCACCGUGGCAACCACAGCCGCCUCGCCCACCCGCGGGGGCGGGGAUUCGCCGCCGGCGUGUACCACACGGCUGCACGCUGUCAUGGCCGCCAUGCAAACGCAGGCCGUAGUUCUUCCCGCCUUGACCGACAUCCAGCCCCGCCCCCUGUGCGUGGCCCACACGCCCACGCUGGCCAAGACUCUUGUCCUGCAGGGCGUUCCCGCCAUGGAGCAGACGCCACCAGGUGAGACAUGUGACCAGUGGACGGAUGACAUCAUCACUGAUGCUGCUCCUUCUUGUCCAGUGCUCUGCCUGGCGCCCGCUCCCGUGGUCAAGGUGGAGCCGCUCUCGCCCGCCCUCCCCCGCCACACGCCCCCCAGCAAGACCAUCGUCCCUGCCACGCCGUUGCCCAGCAACCACUGUAACGACAUCGACAUGAAGGUGCUGAAGCGUCAGCAGAGGAUGAUCAAGAACCGGGAGUCUGCCUGCCAGUCCAGGAAGAAGAAGAAGGAGUACGUGCACAACCUGGAGCUCCAGCUGAGGAGCGCCCAGCAGGAGAACCUCAGACUGCGCCAGGAGAACCAGGAGCUGAGGGACAGACUGGAGGGCAAGUGCGGUGAGACAAGCAGCAACAAGCGAGCGAUGUGUGUCAUGGCUCUCCUUCUUUUCAUCACCUUCAGCUUUGGACCUGUCAGCAUCAUGGACAGGAAGUUGACACCAGCCUUCCAAAAUGGCGGCGGGUCCUUUUCGAGUCGCCGGCUGCUGGAGAUGCAGCUGACACCUGAAGGCAAGAUGCAGAUGCAGCUGACACCUGAAGGCAAGAUGCAGAUGCAGCUGACACCUGAAGGCAAGAUGCAGAUGCAGCUGACACCUGAAGGCAAGAUGCAGAUGCAGCUGACACCUGAAGGGGAAGGGAAGCUCCUUCCAGAAGAUGAGGGCGGGACAUUUGAGUUCAGAAACACCAGCAACACCUUCAGUGACACCAAGGAGCUCCUCCUCCACGACCUCCAACGCUACUUUAACUCCGCCCACUGUCCACAGUUCAACCGCUCAGAGUCGCUCAGGCUGGCAGCAGAGUUGAGAGGUUGGGUUGACAGACAUCAGAUCAACAACAACAACAAGAAGAAGAAGAAAACUAAGUUGCUCAACAAGACCACUCCCACUCAGCGUGCUCAACUGAGGAAGACCAACAUGUCAAGAUACCUUCCCAUCCAGACACACCGCUCCAUUGAAAGUCAGCUGCAGGUUGUUCCCGGGCCGGAGGUUACCUACAGCCACUUCCUGGAUGCCAUUGAGCGUCGUGAGGACACUUUUUAUCUGGUGUCCUUCAGACGGGACCACCUGCUGCUUCCCGCCAUCAGCCACAACAAGACGCGUCGACCCAAGAUGUCGCUGGUCAUGCCCGCCAUGUCGGUGAACGAGAGCGUCUACAACGCCUCCCGCGGCUACGAGAUGAUGAUGCAGGUGGACUGCGAGGUCAUGGACACCCGCACGGUCCACAUCAAGUCCUCGGCCGUGCCGCCGUCGCUGCGUGACCCCCCCCCGCAGGACCCGCCGCACGCCCACCAUCACCACGGCAACCACACCAUCCUGCGUGGGCGUCAGCAGCCGCCGCCCUCAGCCCGCGGACGCCAGGACAAGUAUCUCAUCAGCCAAUCAGAGGGUGUCUGAAGAGGCGUCGCCAUGGCAACCUGUCUUUUCUACUCUUAAUUUAAUGCUUGUAAAAACAAGGUGUAAAUAUUUUGUACAACCCCCCCCCCCCACACACACUGGUCACAUGACCUCUGCCAGGAUGUCAACAAUGCUGUUGCUCGGUUACCAAAAGAUGCAAACAACAUUUAAUGCCCAUCAUUUCUGCCACUGACCUGCCUCGCCUCCACCCGCAGACACAAACACACCAAAAUAUGUCAAUCAAUAUAACAUCAACUGCAAAUUAUAAAUAUAUAUAUAUAUAUAUAUAUAUAUAUAUAUAUAUAUAUAUAUAUAUAUAUAUAUAUAUAUAUAUAUGUAUAUGUAUAUGUAUAUAUGUGUGUGUGUGUAUAUGCAUACUAUACAUGUACUGUCUAUAUAUACUGUGUAUAUGUACAUAUACACAGAAUAUAUAUAUAUAUAUAUAUGUGUAUGUAAAAUUUAUGUAUACAUGUACAUAUUUAUAUAUGUAUGUAUAUAUAAAUCUAUAUACAUAUAAAUAUAUAAUAUAUAUAUAUAUAUAUAUAUAUAUAAUGCACACCUUUUUGUAGCACUGCUAAUUGGAGCCCCCUCCUUGCAGGUACUGCUGAUGCGUUCACGGGAGUGCUGCUUGUGGGAUUUUGCACGCACACGUUACACAGAAGCACUAAUUCCACACCUAGGAACUCCACUUUAAUGAUAAAGUAUUGCUAAUCAAUGAUGUACAUUCAUGUGGGAUUAGGAAGACAGUCAACAGUCCUAAAAUUUAGCUUCUUCCUGCUCCUUUGCGGACACAUUCCUUCGGGGGUUUUUUAAACUAUUAUUUUUUAUUCCCUCACUAAUGUGGUGUUGUUCGAAUUCAUCUCGAUGUAAAAUGUUGUACGUGUGUUUGAAAUAAAUAAUAACAAACUCAA